This is a messenger RNA of Tetrahymena thermophila SB210, 1467 nucleotides long. Its product is annotated as DNA polymerase epsilon subunit B. Gene Ontology annotation, molecular function: DNA binding. Gene Ontology annotation, cellular component: delta DNA polymerase complex. Gene Ontology annotation, biological process: DNA strand elongation involved in DNA replication; DNA replication. Lineage: Eukaryota; Ciliophora; Oligohymenophorea; Hymenostomatida; Tetrahymenidae. The record is from RefSeq and is a predicted model, not a curated record. The transcript is spliced from 6 exons.
AUGGAAAUAGAGAGACCAAAAAAAGCUGACACUAUAAAGUUGCUUUCAACAUAUAAAUCUAGUGUAACAGGAAAUUUAGUUAGGCCAGAUUGCUAAGGAUAUAAAAACGUAAGCGAAUAAUUCAUCCUUAAAGAUAGCUAAAAGAAAUAUGAUAUACAAUAUUGGAAGACAUACUUUAAAAGAUUAGAUUAGAUUAAGGAAUAUUUUAUGUCAAAUUUUAGUGAAGAAUCUAUUCCUAUUUGCGAUAAAAUAUUAAACAUAAAAGUAGGGGAACACUAAGUUGUGAUUGCAACCCUUUACAAGGAUAUGAAAUUAAAACCUAAUGUACUUACUGUCUCAUAAUAAAGAGAUAACUACAUGGCUGAUGACGACGUAAUUUAUAUGGAAGACUAGACAGGUAGAAUGUAGUUAGCAUUCAACAAUACACAAUUUAAAAGCUCAAUCAGCAAGCCAAAAACAAUUGAUGUGAAGAAUUUAACUUCAGGAUUAGUUGUAGGUAUAAGGGGUAUUUAAAGAGUAGCUGAAAUUAACGUAUUUGAAGUUGAAGAGAUUUAUUGUUGUGAUUUACCUCAUUAAGAACAUAUCCUUAAAAUACCAGCUCCUUUGACUUAUGGUGAUGACUCUCAUUUAGAAAAUAACAACAAUUUCCAUGAUCUUUCUCAUUAUAUCAAAAACUAUUAAGAUCACAAAUUUAUACUACUAACUUCAGGUUUAAACAUUGAUCCAAACGUUGAUAGAUACACUCUUAUAUAGCUUAAAAAUCAUCUAUUUGGAUUGACAAAUCUAAAACCAUUAAUGUCAAGAGUUUGUAGAGUUGUAAUGGCUGGUAACUUAAUUGAAAAGAAUAAAGAUUUAGAUUAUAAUUUAGUUGGUUCAUAUCGUAUGCAGGAAUAAUUUAAAUAACUUUAUGCAGAAAUUGCUAAAAAGAUGCAUGAUGUAGAUAAAAAUAUUAAUGAAAUUGCUGGAAAUGUUUGUUUAGAUAUUAUGCCAGGAGAUAAAGAUCCUGCAUAAGCAUUUUUACCUUAACAAUCCUUGAAUAAGUGUUAUUUUGCAUCAUCCAAAUCUAUUCCAACACUUAAUCUUGUUUCUAAUCCUUAUAAAUUUGAAUAAGAAAAUAUUUAAAUAUUAGGUGUAUCAGGAUAGAGUAUGCUUGACAUUAAAAAAUAUAGCAAUUACAGCGAUUAGGAUAUAGACAUACUAUAAUCACAUUUACUAUGGAGACAUAUUUCACCUACUUCUCCUGAUACUUUAUAAUGUUUCCCAUUCCAUGAAAGUGAUCCUUUUAUUUUAGAUGAGCUUCCUCAUGUUUAUUUUAGUGGAAAUAGUCCUAAAUUUGAAACAAAAAUGGUAUAUGAAGAGAACACUAAAAAGAGAUGUAGAUUAAUUUGUGUCCCUGCUUUAUCUGCUAGUAAUUCUUUUGUAAUAAUGAAUCUAGCUAACUUAGAUACAUUUGAAAUUAAAUUAUGA